AUGAACGCCGCUUCUCAGGGCGAUGAUGCCGCCGCAAAAUCUGACUUCCUCGGUGCUCUCCAACACUACACCCGUGCCCUCGCCGAGCUUCCCCGCGCCCCAACCUACUACAUCAAGCGAUCAACCGCAUACAUCCGCCUCAAGCCCUCCGAUGGCGGCCCCAAUGCGCAAGCUGCACUCCGUGAUGCUGAAAUCGCUGUGAUACUGGGGCGAGAGCGUGCGAAGCGCGACUUUAUACUUGCUGCGCAGAUGAGAAGAGCUAUAGCACUCUGGCACCUAGAGAGAUACGGAGAUGCGGGGUUUGUGCUUGAGUUGUUGGAUGAGAAGGUGGGAGAUAAAGGGAAGCAAGGCAGCGAUGGUAUCGGUAAUCCGGGCGCUGCUGGUAGAGUGAAAGAUGUUAUGAGCGGGUCGAAGUCAUCGGGGCCGGCAAAGAGCUUGCCGCAGGAGCUGUCGAUUUGGUUGAUGAAGAUAAAGGCAAAGCUUGGACAGCUGGAAGAGAGCGAUGAAAGGCGAAAGGUCAGUGUGGAAGAGUUUCCUGUUGGCGUGAAGGUGCCAUCGGAGAAGGAUCUAAAGAAGCAGCUUGAGGCAUUGAAGGCGGGUAAGAUUGGCGGUGGUGAUGAGUCUAGUGUCGCACCUGACACUGCCGCUGUGGCGGACAAAAAAGAGACUGGAGAUGCGAGCGUGGGGGCUUCUAAUGAAGUCAAACCUCCUGCCGCUGCCACUUCUCAGGCCAUUGGGAGUAUCCGACAUGAGUGGUAUCAGUCAAACGAUUCCAUUGUCGUGACACUUUACGCGAAGGGCGUGGCUAAGGAAAGCGUGGACGCUGAGCUCAAGAGUGACUCGGUAUCUGUACAAUUCCCGCUCCCAUCAGGUUCAGAGUAUACCUUUUCUCUUGACCCCCUCUUCGCCUCCAUCGACGAAUCUACUUCCAAAAUCAACACAUUUGGUACAAAAGUCGAAUUGGUUUUGCGCAAGAAGGCGCCCGGACAAAAAUGGAGCUCCCUCGAAUCCUCGCCAUCCACCAUUAAGCCUUCCACCGUCCCCUCUACCGAUGCCGCCCCUAAGCUCGCAGCUGGCCCAUCGUACCCAACUUCCUCACGCCACGGCGCCAAAGACUGGGACAAGGUCGCCUCGACGCUCACAACUAAGAAGCCCAAAAAGCCACACUCCCACGAGAAUGGCAAAGGCAAGCCCACAGAAAAAGCCAACGGUGAGGCAGACGAGCUUGCAGAUGAAUCCGACAACGAAGGCUCCGUAGACUCCGAGUACGGCGGCGAUGCUGUAGAUGGGUUCUUCAAGAAACUGUACGCUGACGCGGACGAUGAUACCCGGCGUGCUAUGAUGAAGAGCUUUGUUGAGAGUAACGGAACCUCCCUAAGCACGAAUUGGAGCGAAGUUGGAAAGGGGAAGGUGGAACCUUAUCAGUCCAAGGAUUGA
Molecule: messenger RNA, 1437 nt
Organism: Aspergillus versicolor CBS 583.65
Lineage: Eukaryota; Fungi; Ascomycota; Eurotiomycetes; Eurotiales; Aspergillaceae
Product: co-chaperone SGT1
Exons: 2
Coding region: 1-1437 (478 amino acids)
Biological process (GO): protein stabilization
Molecular function (GO): protein-folding chaperone binding
Source: RefSeq, a predicted model, not a curated record